Rasamsonia emersonii CBS 393.64 is the source of this 1905-nucleotide messenger RNA. RefSeq names its product MYND-type zinc finger protein samB. The record is from RefSeq and is a predicted model, not a curated record. Gene Ontology annotation, cellular component: MUB1-RAD6-UBR2 ubiquitin ligase complex. Gene Ontology annotation, biological process: establishment or maintenance of cell polarity; ubiquitin-dependent protein catabolic process. Lineage: Eukaryota; Fungi; Ascomycota; Eurotiomycetes; Eurotiales; Trichocomaceae. The transcript has a single exon. Bases 1 to 1905 code for a protein of 634 amino acids.
AUGAGGGAAGUGAAUUUCAGCAUCCCCAAUGUGAACAAGGCUUCCGUCAACAUCACCACCACGCUCUACGAUCGUCGAGCCCUGGACUGCACUUCGACCCUCCCUCUCAUCAAUUCCCUCAACCACCUCGCCUACCUGACCACCUCUUCGGCUCGAAUCCGAGACAUACUCACCGUCGAUGGCGGCAUUGAGCGGCUAGUAUGCAUCCUCAAGGAGGGCAGGAGCAAGGACUUGAUGGAGAUGUGGAAAUGGAGUCUCGCCUUCCAGUGCGUCGUCAACAUUGGUGUUCGCGGUUCGGAGAAUGUCCGGACAAGGGUUGUCGAGGCCGACAUGGUUCCUGUCAUUGCGACCAUCCUCGAUAACUACAUUAAAGUCGUGGAUAAGAUUCGAGCUCGCGCCGAUGCUGAGCAUCAGCGCUCCUCAGCUUCGAGGCAUCCCAAACCCGCCACUCGCACACGUGAUCCCGCAGUAUCAGCAUCGUCAUCAUCAGGACACUCCCCUGUCUUCGACCGCUCGUCGACUACGGAGCAGCGUCCAUCUCGUCGCCAGGCGCCUCCUCCUUCCAUCGAGAUUCCCCAGCCUUUCAGCCAUGACCACCACCACCACCACCAUGACCACCACCACCACCACCAUCACCACCACCACAACCACCAUCACCACCACCACGCCGAUCCCAACACCACCGACGCCGCCCCGAUACCCCAAGUAGCGUUGACCUCUCCUCCCGAGCGGAUCACGUUUGGCCGCGAGGUUCAUAAUCCAAGGCUCCAUGAUCCUCGAUACCAGCAAGGGGCACACGGCCAUCGGGCGGUGCAGCCUCUUGCGACGGCUGUUCCGACCACGGAUGCGGCCGAUGGAUUCGGCUUGCGACCUGUCCGGGAUGCCGAUCGCCUUCCCAGCACGCUCCCUCGACUACAGACCGGUCACACUUCCCAGCCCGACUCGCCGACGACCCCGAGCGGCCCUGCUGCUCAAGCUAGUGCUGCUCCCCAGUCGACUCCUCGACGGCAACGACCCACUGUCCAACAGCAACAAACCGAAUCGGACGACACCAACGGCGAGGACUCUCCGAUGGCCGAUGAUACGACAUCGGGAGAGGUGGCGGAGCCGAUUGUGGGUGUCCAGAACGGCAUGGAGAUCGAUAAUGUCGGCAAUGGAGAGUCGAUGUUGGAUGAGGUUUCGGACUCGCAUGGCUUGGCCAUGACCGACCCUUCCCGGACGCAAGAUACGGAGUCCUUUAAUAUCAGCCACCGGUCCGUCGUAGACGGCAGUAUGGUCAAUACGGCCAACACGCAGACCACGGGGGCGCUGGGCUUCUCUCCUACCCAGGUUCCCAACAACACCAACUCCCCCGCGCUCACACCCAGCCCCUAUUCGUCAUACCUUCGGAAUCAAAAUACCCCGCAGGCCGUCUUGACGGCGAUGCCUCGGGAUGAAGAUGUCCUGAUGUCCUUGCAACUCCUCGCCUACGUUUCCAAAUAUUGCAACCUCCGAUCCUACUUCCAACAUUCGCAUCUCGUUCCGAAGCUCAAGAUCGGUCGGGAACUCGCUUUGAUCGACGACCCGACCGGGGCGACUCUCCCGCCGGAGGAUCCGGAGGAGGAGCAAGACGAAUAUCUGCUGCCGGACGAUUUCAACAUCUUUCCUCUGGUGGAGAAAUUCACGGUCCGGCACCACUCCAAGGACAUGCAGUACUGGGCGUGUGUGGUGAUGAGGAAUCUCUGUCGCAAGGAUGAGUCGAGAGGGGGAAUCCGCCAGUGUGCGUACUGGAAGUGUGGAAAAUGGGAGGAAUACCAGCGACAGUUUGCGAAAUGUCGUCGCUGCCGUCGCACCAAAUAUUGCAGCAAGGACUGCCAGAAGGCUGCGUGGGUCUAUCACCGUCACUGGUGCCAUAGCACGCCAUAA